GACGUCUUCCGCCGCCUUUAUACCCCUCUCACCUUCCUGUUCAUGGAAGCCCCAAUCUCCUCCCCUCUCGCUGCUGCGUGCUUCAGGUGAAGCAGUCGAAAUGACGCAGCCCCCCACCCCCCUCGCGUCCACAUUGGACCGCAUCGUCCUGGAGCUCCGCUCCAAGAACGAUGACCAUCGCCAAAAAGGAGCCCACCUCCUGCGGCAAACGGUCGAAAAUGCGCAUCGAGAGCUCGCCCCAAGCGUCUUCUCCACCUUCUACAACGACGUAAACGUACGCAUAUCAACGCUCAUCGUCGCCGGCAAUGACUCCAACGAACGAAUCGGCGGCAUCCACGCCCUCAACGCCCUCAUCGACUUCCGGGGCGAUGACGCCGGCCAGAAGACAACGCGCUUCGCUAGCUACCUCCGAAACGUCAUGCGCGGGUCGGACACAGCGUCCAUGGUGGUCGCGGCGAAGGCACUCGGGCGAUUGGCCAAACCGGGCGGGACACUCACGGCAGAGCUCGUCGAAGCUGAGGUCAAGGGCGCGCUGGAGUGGCUGCAGCUCGAGCGCUCGGAGAAUCGCCGCUUCGCUGCGGUGCUGAUCCUGCGCGAGCUAGCUAAGAACUCGCCCACACUGAUGUACCAAUGGAUUGCGCAGAUCUUUGAGGUCAUCUGGGUGGCUCUCCGGGAUGUCAAGGUCCUGAUCCGGGAGUCUGCCGCCGAAGCUAUCAGCGCGUGCUUCGAGAUUAUUUCGCCAAGAGACUCGCAGAUGCGGCAGCUGUGGUUUGGACGGGUGUACGACGAGAUACUGAAGGGCUUCAGUCUCAACACGAACGAGGCUAUCCACGGAUCGCUGCUUACGAUGAAGGAACUCCUGGACAAGAGCGCUAUGUUCAUGAAUGAGCAGAAGUAUAAAGAGACGGUGGAAACGGUGCUGAAGUACAGGGAACACCGCGAUGCGCUCGUCCGACGGGAAGUGGUCCUCAUCAUCCCCAUUCUCGCCAGCUACUCGCCGACCGAGUUCGCUACCAAAUACCUCCACCAGUGUAUGCUCCACCUCCAAGGGCUCAUCCGAAAGGACCGAGAUCGCGACAAAGCUUUCGUUGCGAUUGGCCAGAUAGCGAAUGCCGUUGGUGUUGCUAUCGCUCCAUACCUGGACGGUAUUCUUGGAUUCAUUCAAGAUGGUCUUGCUGCCAAAGCACGUAAUAAGGCCAUCAACGAGGCCCCGAUCUUUCAGUGUCUUAGUAUGAUUGCUGCAGCCGUCGGUCAGGCCUUGAGUAAGAACGUCGAACGAUUACUGGAUCCGAUAUUCUCGUGUGGGCUUAGCGAUUCUCUCUUCCAGGCUCUCGUUGAUAUGGCACACUAUGUGCCACCAUGCCGACCGAUCAUUCAAGAGAAGCUUCUCGACCUCCUCAGCCAGAUUCUCGCAGGCAGACAUUACCUACCCCUGGGUAGCCCCUACCAAGUUUCUCAACCGCCUCAGAUCUGGACCCGAGACCACAAAGACCCUCAAACAAUUGGCCAGCGAGAAGCUGAAAUUGCGCUCGCUCUCCACACCCUCGGUAGCUUCGACUUCUCCGGGCAUGUACUGAACGAGUUCGUCCGCGACGUGGCUAUACGUUACGUUGAGGCAGACAAUCCUGAGAUCCGGAAGCGCGCCGCUUUGACGUGCUGUCAGCUCUUCGUCAAAGACCCAAUUGUACAUCAGACGAGCGUGCAGGCCACCAAGGUUGUCGGCGACAUCAUCGAGAAGCUUCUUACAGUAGGAGUGGGCGACGUGGAUCCGGAGAUUCGGUGGGAGGUUCUCAUGGCUCUGGACGCCCGUUUCGACCGACAUCUUGGAAAAGCGGACAAUAUCCGGACUCUGUUCCUCGCUUUGAACGACGAAGUCUUCGUGAUUCGAGAAGCUGCCAUGUCCAUCGUUGGUCGGCUGACGACUGUGAACCCGGCAUACGUAUUCCCCUCGCUACGAAAAGUACUUCUUCAGCUGUUGACCGAGGUCAACUACUCAAAUAGCCCGCGAACGAAGGAGGAGAGUGCGAAACUUAUCAGCAACCUCGUCGGAGCGGCAGAUCAUCUGAUCAAACCACUUGUUGACCCCAUUGUCGCUGUUCUCCUACCAAAAGCCAACGAUCCAAAUCCCGAGGUCGCUUCAACGACACUCAAGGCCAUCGGAGAUCUGGCCACAGUGGGCGGCGAGGGUAUGAUCAGGUAUCUUCCUGAACUGAUGCCCAUCAUAUUGGAAUUCAUGCAAGAUCUGGGUUCGGAUUCCAAACGAUUCGCUGCGCUAAGGGCACUUGGGCAGCUGGCCACCAAUGCCGGUUAUGUUAUGGAACCAUAUCGCGAUUAUCCCGAGCUCAUGAACAUCCUCAUGAACAUCGUGAAGACGGAACCUGAGGGUGAGCUUCGCCGCGAAACGGUUAAGCUCAUGGGUACCCUUGGCGCUCUGGAUCCGGACGAAUACCAGAAGAUCAUGGAGCAGUCUCCGGACAAGCAUCUCAUCAUGGAAGCUCAGGCAGUCACGGAUGUGUCAUUGAUCAUGCAGGGCAUCACUCCAUCCAACGAGGAAUACUAUCCGACGAUCGUGAUCAGCACUCUCAUGGGCCUCCUCAAGGAUUCCUCGCUAGGCCAAUUCCAUUCCGCGGUUGUCGAUGCUGUCAUGAAUAUCUACGCCACGAUGGGUCUUAAAUGCGUGCCUUUCCUGAACCAAGUUGUGCCUGGUUUCCUGCAGGUCAUCCGUGGUGCGCCGACGGGGCGAGUGGAGGGUUACUUCAACCAGCUCAGCCAACUUGUUCGGAUAGUACGACAGCAUAUUCGACCUUAUCUUCCUAGCAUCUUGUCGACGGUUCAAGAGUACUGGAGCAGCAUUCCUCAGCUGCAAGCAACGAUACUAUCCCUCAUUGAAGCGAUUGCGCGUUCGCUUGAGGGAGAGUUCAAAAUCUAUCUCGCCGAUGUGCUGCCUCUCAUGUUGGGCGUCUUGGAUACCGACCAGACCAGCAAACGUUUGCCUUCCGAGAGAGUACUGCAUGCGUUCCUCAUAUUCGGUUCGAGCGCAGAGGAAUAUAUGCAUUUAAUCAUCCCGGUGAUGGUCAAGAUGUUCGAUAAGCCUGGCCAACCCCCACAUCUUCGGAAACUGGCUAUGGAGACGCUGGGCCGCUUGUCUAAGCAAGUCAAUGUUUCAGAGUUCGCGGCGCGCAUCAUACACCCUAUCUGCCGUGUACUUGCUGGCCCCGAGCCAUCUAUCAAGCAGACUGCGCUUGAGACGCUUUGCGCGCUCAUCUUCCAGCUCGGUCCCGAUUAUAUUCACUUCGUACCAACAGUCAACAAGAUCUUGAUAACGCACAAGGUCCCGCAUGAGAACUAUGGGCGCAUUGUUUCCAAGCUGCAGAAAGGGGAGCCGUUGCCUCAAGACCUGAGCCCAGAUGAGCGCUAUGGAGAGGAUGAUGAGGAUUUGAAUCCUGCCGAGAUCCUCACAAAGAAGCUGGCCGUCAAUCAACAACAUCUGAAGCAGGCAUGGGAGGCUUCGUCGAAGACUACGAGGGAAGACUGGAUUGAGUGGAUGAGGCGAUUCAGCGUCGAGUUGCUCCGAGAGUCACCACAACAAGCACUUCGGGCGUGCACGCCGCUGGCCAGUAUCUACAACCCUAUUGCCAGGAGUCUAUUCAACUCUGCUUUCGUAUCGUGCUGGACUGAGCUGUACGACCAGUACCAGGAGGAGCUUGUGCGAUCCAUCGAAACCGCGCUCACCUCUCCCAACAUCCCACCCGAGAUCCUACAAAUUCUGCUCAACUUGGCAGAAUUCAUGGAGCACGAUGACAAGGCUCUGCCUAUCGACGUACGGAUUCUUGGCAUGUACGCCGGAAAAUGUCAUGCUUUCGCGAAAGCUCUACAUUACAAGGAGCUCGAAUUCAACGCUGAGCAGAAUGCUAGCGCGGUGGAGGCGCUUAUCAGCAUCAACAACCAGCUCCAGCAGACCGAUGCUGCUUUCGGAAUCUUGCGUAAGGCGCAAGGAUACCAGGACGUGGAGUUGAAGGAAACGUGGUUCGAAAAGUUGCAGAAGUGGGAAGAGGCUCUGCAAUCGUAUCAGCGGCGUGAACGGGAGGAGCCAGAUUCACUUGAAAUCACUAUGGGCAAAAUGCGCUGCUUGCACGCUCUAGGAGAAUGGGACCUCUUGUCGAGCCUUUCGAAGGAGAAGUGGGCGAACGCUUCUCAAGACCACCGGAAAGCGAUUGCACCACUUGCCGCCGCUGCUGCCUGGGGCUUGGGCAAGUUCGCGGAUAUGGAUUCCUACCUCGCAGUCAUGAAGGAACAGUCCCCCGAUAGGGCUUUCUUUGCUUCGAUUUUAAACAUUCACAACAACCGGUUUGAAAUUGCUGCGGAAGAGAUUAGCAAAGCCAGGAAAGGUCUCGAUACGGAGCUAAGCUCACUGCUUGGCGAGUCCUACCAACGAGCAUAUCUGCCUAUGAUCCGCGUCCAGAUGUUGGCUGAGCUGGAGGAGAUAAUGCAGUACAAGCAGAAUGACGGCAAGAAGGAGAAGCAAGCCAGCAUGCGCAGGACCUGGAUGAAGCGUCUCAAGGGCCUGCAGCCGAAUCCGGAAGUUUGGCAGCGGAUGAUGAAGGUCCGCCAGCUGGUCAUCACACCAAAAGAGAGCAUGGAUAUGUGGAUCAAGUACACCAACCUAUGCCGGAAGAACGAGCGACAUGGCCUUGCAGAUAAAGCGCUGCAGAAGCUGCUGGAAAUCGAGGGCGGGAACGUCUUCACGUUCGUGCGCGACAACGUCCAUAAGAUUCCCUAUCCGGUGUCGUAUGCGGCAUUCAAGUUCAUGUGGGCCACUCCGAACCAUCAGCGGGAGGCGCUUGAGUCGCUCAAGGAGUUCACCGCACGGUUGUCCGACGAUGUUGCCAUGAGGGUGAGGGCAUCUCAGAAUGGCAUGGCCCCGCAGAACGGCAUGAACGGCAUGACUAAUGGUCAUGUCAUCAGCCCAGUGAAUCCCUUCGCGACGAAUGGUGUCAACGGUGUGAAUGGGAUGAAUGGUUCCAGCGUGCUCAACGGUUCGGGCACGUACGGCUCACCAGCGGAUCUAAACGAGUGUCAACGCUUGCUUGCCAAAUGCUACCAUAAGGUGGGAGAGUGGCAAUCGCAGGUGCAUCAUGGAGAAUGGGAUCACGACCAGGUACAUGACAUUCUGUCAGCAUAUUCCGCCGCGACGCGGUACAACAAGGACUGGUACAAGGCAUGGCACUCUUGGGCAUUGGCGAAUUUUGAGGUCGUCAACUUCAUCACUUCUCAAGCAGACCGCGAGUCCACGGAGCUUCCGCCGAGCGUCGUCCACGAGCAUAUCAUUCCCGCCAUUACUGGCUUCUUCAAGUCAAUCGCCUUGUCGUCAUCGAGCUCGCUCCAAGAUACCCUCCGUCUGCUUACGCUUUGGUUUAGCCAUGGUGGACUGCGGGACGUCAAUCAGACGAUCUCCGACGGCACGAAGACAGUGCCCAUCGACACCUGGUUGGAGGUCAUUCCUCAGCUUCUUGCACGCAUCAACCAACCAAACCCCACUGUCAGGCAAUCCAUCCACCAGCUACUCGUCGAAGUUGGCAAGGCGCAUCCACAGGCAUUGGUCUUCCCCUUGACCGUCUCCAUGAAGUCCGAUGUGUCCCGACGUCAACGUUCCGCGAAGGAGCUCAUGGAGGCCAUGCGGGAGCAUUCGCCGCGACUUGUCGAACAAGCUGAUCUCGUCAGCACUGAACUCAUCCGUAUCGCUGUUCUAUGGCAUGAGCAAUGGCACGAGGGUCUCGAAGAAGCGUCAAGACUGUACUUCGGUGACCACAACAUUGACGGCAUGUUUGCUACUCUGGCGCCGCUGCAUGCCAUGCUUGAUAGAGGCCCGGAGACAUUGCGCGAGAUAUCCUUUAUUCAGUCUUUCGGCCGGGAACUGCAGGAAGCUCGCGACUGGUGCAACACCUUCCGCACGUCAGGUGAAAUGGGUGACCUCAACCAAGCCUGGGAUCUGUACUACCAGGUCUUCCGGAAGAUCACUCGUCAAUUGCCGUCACUGAUGACUCUGGAGCUUCAAUACGUGUCACCGAAACUGAAGGAAGCGCACGACCUCGAACUUGCUGUUCCCGGAACGUACCAAGUCGGCAAGCCGGUUAUUCGCAUUAUGUCAUUUAAUCCUGUGGCAACCGUCAUUCAGUCCAAGCAGAGGCCAAGAAAGCUGGAGAUGCAAGGCAGCGAUGGAAAGGCACAUACCCACAUCCUCAAGGGCCAUGAAGAUAUCCGCCAAGACGAGCGUGUCAUGCAGUUGUUCGGCCUCUGCAAUACGCUGCUCAUGAACGAUACCGAGUCCCGCAAGCGGCAUCUUAACAUUGCCCGUUAUGCCGCUGUUCCGUUAUCUACGCAGUCCGGCCUUCUGGGCUUCGUGCCGAACAGCGAUACCUUGCAUGUCCUCAUCAGGGAAUACCGCGAUAGCCGGAAGAUCUUACUCAACAUCGAGCACCGCAUCAUGCUGCAGAUGGCUCCGGACUACGACUGCCUUACCCUGAUGCAGAAGGUCGAAGUGUUCGGAUAUGCGCUCGACAACACCACAGGCCAGGACCUCUACCGCGUCCUAUGGCUGAAGAGCAAGAGCUCAGAAGCUUGGCUUGAUCGACGUACAAACUACACUCGGUCGCUUGCCGUCAUGUCGAUGGUGGGCUACAUCCUCGGUUUGGGCGAUCGCCACCCAUCUAACCUGAUGCUUGACCGGGUCACCGGCAAGAUUGUGCAUAUCGACUUUGGCGACUGUUUCGAAGUUGCCAUGCACCGGGAGAAAUACCCAGAGCGCGUUCCUUUCCGUCUCACCCGCAUGUUGACGUAUGCUAUGGAAGUUAGCAACAUCGAAGGCAGUUACCGGACGACAUGCGAGCAUGUGAUGAGAGUAUUGCGCACCAACAAGGAGUCCGUCAUGGCGGUACUCGAAGCCUUCAUCCACGACCCACUCCUCACGUGGCGUCUCGGCAACCGCGAUUCCCCGCCUGAACCAAACUUCCCCUCAGAACGCCGCGCUUCUAUUAUCGGCGCGGACGUGGAUCGCGACAUGAGCUCUCUUGUGCGCGGGCGCCACCGUUCGAGUGUUGCGCCCGCGAAUGAAGCUGAGGCCAAGGAAGUGCAGAAUGCGCGUGCUGUGCAGGUGCUUGCGCGUGUCAAGGAGAAGCUUACGGGCCGCGACUUCAAGCCGCAUGAGGAACUUAAUGUGUAUGCGCAAGUGGAUCGGUUGAUCAAGGAGGCGACGAACUUGGAGAACUUGUGCCAGCAUUACAUUGGGUGGUGCAGCUUCUGGUAAACAUGAGACAUUGGCGUGCGCAAUGGCGUGCGAGUCUGCCAACUGCCCCACAGGGAAGCGAACGCCGUGUAGCAAUCGGUAUCGGGAAGGUGGUGAUAAUGAUGGCGAUAGCGAUAGCGGGCUUGAGGCAGUAGGAGAGAGGAGGCUGAGGGUCAGCAUAAUGCGGUGUCACGAGCUUUUGGUGCGGUACUACCCGUGGACAUGGUAAACGGAACCAGCGGCAUAUGUUAGGCAUGGGUUACUGGAUAGGGAACACUGUAUGGAAACAUGGCGCCUAGCCUUUUCCCGGAAGCGGCGUUGGAUCUGCGAUGGGUGUUUCAUGUUUCAGCGGCAUAUUUGGCGACGGAGCUUGGAGCGCUUCUUUUUGGUGCCCGAUAAAGGAGGGGCGUUGGGCUGUGUUCUUUCUGGGCGUAUAGUACUUACCUUGGACAUUGAGAAGGGAGUCGUCAUCU
Messenger RNA from Trematosphaeria pertusa, 7755 nucleotides. RefSeq names its product ARM repeat-containing protein. Gene Ontology annotation, biological process: negative regulation of macroautophagy; protein phosphorylation; TOR signaling. NCBI's taxonomy places the organism in Eukaryota, Fungi, Ascomycota, Dothideomycetes, Pleosporales, Trematosphaeriaceae. The coding region runs from base 101 to 7303 and encodes 2400 amino acids. The record is from RefSeq and is a predicted model, not a curated record. The transcript has 4 exons. Gene Ontology annotation, molecular function: protein serine/threonine kinase activity; protein binding; protein-containing complex binding. Gene Ontology annotation, cellular component: nucleus; TORC2 complex; TORC1 complex.